AUGAAGCGGAUGAAUCCACGCUGGAAGUCGACCCCCAUGUGGCCGUCGGGAGCGGGCAGCCGGCAGCCUUGCCCGCGGGAGUCGGCGCUGCGCAAGGCGGCCGUCAGCGGCAACGUCCUGGCCCUGCCGCCCCACCACGUCCCCAGCGGCCGGAGCGUCCGCGUCUUCAUCUGUGCCAACCCCGAUGACACGGAAGCAGAGAGGAAUGCACUGAAAGAACACGUUUACCCCAAACUACGGGAUUUCUGCAGGGAGAACUACGGCAUUGAAUUCCAGGUAGUGGACCUCUACUGGGGUGUGGACCCAGAAGAAUGGGACAGUCCGGAGCUUCAGCGGCUCAGGAUGAAGCUCCUGGAGGAGUGUCUGAAGACAUCGGCGGGGCCGUGCUUCGUUGGUUUAGUGGGAGAAAAGUACGGCAGCAUCCGAGUGCCGGGGGAAGUGGAAUCGGCAGAGUUUGAGAUGAUCUUGGAUGCUGCGGUGGAGGCCGGCCUGGACACACACAUCUUGGACGAGUGGUACUGCAGGGAUGAAAACUCUGUGCCGCCCGCAUACUACCUCAAACCCAAAGCCCAAAUGCUCAAGAACUACCAGAACUCGAUGGAGUCCAGCAGCGCCGCCAAAACCAAGCACGACAAGGCCUGGAGGAAAGUGUCGGAGGAGAUCAAGCGGAUUUUCCGUACGGCGGUUCUGCAGCUGCAAGAAAAGGGGACAAUGCCGAGUACUCAGGCCAAGAAAUUCCUUUGCUCUGCCCUGGAAGACGAGUUGGACUUUGCCCUCGGAAAACAAACUCCUGCCUUUCUCAGGAAAUGCGUUUGCUACAUUCGAAAGAUUUCGAAUUUCGAUCGCUUCGCAAAACUCCCAGAGAUGACCCGCUACAUGGACAUUGUGACCAGCGGCGACCGCGUCAUGCGCAACCAGGAAGCCUACGAGCGCCUACUAAAGGUUCGGGAUGAGUUCAUACCAACGGUGGUGGCCGCGUCCAACCUGCGUGUUUACUCCUCGGUCACGCACUGCGACAUGAAGCUCGGUUACUCCCAGGAAGUGGAGAGCCAUUACGUGGAGGGACUGUGUAAGCAGUUCUACGAGGACAUGGUGGAUAUAAUUCAGGCCACAGUCCAGCAGAACUUUGACACAGAGACUGAUCCGUUGUAUGAUGAGAUCUUGCAGCACCUCUCACUCUGUAAAGCCUACUCGGCAUUGCACGAGUACAAGACCGAAUCAUUGGAUUACGUGCAGGAGUACCUUCUACCAUCUAAGGGUAGUAGGAUGAGUCCACUUGUAGUACAGGGCGGACCCUGUACGGGGAAGACAUUGCUGCUUGCCGAAGUAGCCAAACAGGCCUACACGUGGCUGCAGAAAGAGAUGGGUCCAGAAACAGAUCCCGUGGUCAUUGUCCGUUUCAUCGGGUCUACUCAGCCCUCGGCGGACUUGCGCACCCUUCUCCAGAGCAUCUGUGAACAGAUUGCAAUAAACUACCGCUGCUUGAUUCACUUUUUGCCUAACAAGAUCCAGGAGAUGAGGGAGCUCCUACUCAACCUCCUAGGAGAAUCUUCCUUUCACAGGCCUUUGGUCAUCAUCCUGGAUGCCCUGGAGCAACUGUCGGAGGCCGAUGACGCUCGCAAGCUGUGGUGGCUACCCAUACAACUCCCUCGGACGGUCCGCGUUGUAGUCUCAACCUUGCCUAAUAAACACGGGAUCCUGCAGAAACUUCGACACGCCAUUCACGACGAGUACUAUUACGUGGAGUUAAUGCAAAGGGACCGCAAGGUCUGCAGUCAGACAUUAAAGCAGCAGUUACUUGGAGUGAAGAGAAAGGUCACCUCGGGCCAACAAAUCUAUGUCAACGAGGCUCUGGCUAAGUGUACAUUGCCAAUGUUUGUGAACCUAAUCUACAGAGAGGUAGUACACUGGAGGUCUCACAAAGAUGUGGAUGAAAAAUCCUUGUGCUCCACAGUACAUGAAAGCAUUGAACAGUUAUUCUACUCCGUAGAGAACAAGCUAGGCCAACGAUUUGUCUUUAGAGCAUUAGGGUAUAUCACCAUGGCCAAAGCAGGUUUAACUGAGGUUGAGCUGGAGGACAUUCUUUCCCUUGAUAACAUAGUUCUCGGGGACGUGAUCGUGGUUUCUUACUUAAAAAACCCCUUAAGGAUUUCUUGCGACUUGGUAGCAAGGCUUAAAGAAGAACUAGAGGGCUAUCUAGUGGAACGUCAGGUACGCAACGUCACCCUGAUGGUCUGGGCUAACAGACAUCUGCAUCUCAUUGCUCAGAAGCUGUACCUGAGCAACGAGGAAGACGUCCAUCAAAUGCACAGCCUUCUUGCAGAGUACUUUCUGGGAGCGUGGUCGGGCGGCAGAAAGAAAAUCUUUACCUACGACAACAAUCAUUUCACGUCCCAAAAUAUAUCCCACCACAAAAAUCCCCACCACCCGCAGUCCCACGAGAAAACAUCAUCUGACAAGUACUCGUACGACAGACAAACACCCGAGCAGCCUUGGGUUUUUCAGUGCAACCUCUUAGAGCCUGAUAUUUUCUUCGUCAACCACAGGAAGAUGACGGAGCUAGUUUACCACCUCACCAGAAGCGGCCGUACCGACGACCUCAUGUUCGGCGUCAUUAUGAAUUUCAGCUGGCUGUACACAAUGAUCAAGAUCGGACAGUUUGACAAGGCUUUAAAUGAUAUUGACUUGGCUUACAGCUACACCCAAGAAAAAGAACUCAAGUUUCUAUCCGCUACCCUCCGUAGCAUCAAGGUCAAAGUCUUAAAAAACCCAGCGUCACUUUCUGCAGAACUGCAGCAGAGGCUUUUGCCGGUUGUCACCUCCCUACCCAAGCUUCGACAUCUCCUCCUGGAGUGUGACAAGGACGGUCCCAAGUACUGCUCCAUCGUGCCUCUCCACUCUUCAAUGGAUGUGACUUACAGUCCGGAAAGACUUCCUUUGAGCUCAAGUUACAUGCAUAUUGUGGAGAUCUUGCCAACUCUCGCGCCAAACAUAGUCCUCGUAGCUCUCGAGGACGGAUCUGUCAGCACGUGGGACGUCGAGAGCAGACAACUGCUUCGGCAGAUCGACACGGCUAGAUCUGUUGUGCUGGGAAUCAGGUUAACCGCCGAUGAGAAAUAUUUAGUUGUGGCCACGACUAAAAACACGCUCCUUAUUUACGACAACCACAAAUCCUGCCUUUUAUCGGAAGUGGAAAUCAAGGGGUCCAAACAUGGUGGCAUUGCCGGCGGCGUGGCCUUUAUCAACGGCUUUACUUUGUCGACUCACCACGCGUUAGCUUGGCUUGAAGCUAGUAAAGAGGUCAAUGUCAUUGACUUGCUUUAUGGCUGGCCUCUCUAUCAGUUCCAUUGCUGGUACGAGGUGACUUGUGUCCAGUGCUCGCCAGAUGGAAUGUAUGCCUUCUGUGGGCAGUACCUCAACACUGCAACCAUCUUUCAUCUAGGAAACGGCGACAAGCUGGCCACGGUUACCUCUGAGUUUUCCGGGGGGUUCGUCAAGUCAAUUCUCGUCUUGGACACCAUCAACCAAAUGGUGAUGAUUGACAAUGAAGGGAGUCUGUCAGUUUGGAACACCAAAGAAAUCACCAACCCACGUCUGAUGGAGGAUUACGACUGCAGAGGAGAUGACAGCGAAGUGGUGAGCAUCGAGUUGUCCCAAGACCAGCGCUCGAUUCUACUCUGCAAGGCCAGGAGUAUCGAGGUCCUCGAUACAAAAGUAUGGAAAAUGGUGGAGAAGUUUAAAGCCAAACGUAGCGAACGUUUCGUAGCAGCUGUGCUUUCCAAGAACGGACAAAGUAUCGUAGCCUCGAUGGAGAACACCUCUUCCAUCUUUGUGUGGCGGAGGGACAGCGGGCAAUGUAUGGCAAGCCUGAUCGAGAUCUCGGGGGCCAUCGUCAAACUCAUCAAAUCGGUCCACCAUAACCUUCUCCUCUCUGUUGCCAGCAGUGGAGUGCUGUCAGUUUGGGACAUUGACAUCAUCACCGCUAUGUCCAAUAUAGACAAAACGGGCAAGAAGAUCCAGACGUUGCAGUUGUCCGGCAGAGAGGAUUACGUGUUCACCAUGGACGGUUCGGAAGCAGUCCACAAGUGGAACUUCAGCACUGGAUUUAUCGAAACGGUCUUCAAGCACGAAGGCGUAGUAGAGAACUGCGUGCUAACCUCUUCAGGGGAUCUCAUGGUAACUUCUGAUGACAAGUGCAGUCAGUACAUUUGGCAAACCAACUCCGGGGAGAACAUUUUUCGCAUCAACGGACAGAGAAUAUCCCAGCUUCUAAUCACCCACAACGACCAGUUUGUCGUUUCUCUCUGUGAGCAAAACGCCUCGAGAGUUUGGAGACUCGCGACAGGGCACAAAGUUUGCAACAUCUUGGUCACCCUCCAGAACGCGCUGAUCACCACAGCCAACACAUUUCUUGUAGGCACCUCCAAAAACAAGCUUCUGGCCGUCAGCUUGUGGUCGGGCAGCGUAUCCAAGAAGUUCGUGUGCGACGACGGCAUCGCCAUUGUUAACUUUAAACUCAUCCCCGACUGCCCCGACUGCGUGGUCUUCAUCACAUCCACGGAGACUGUCUUCAUCUGGAGCGUGGCCGACGAAGCCGUUUGCAGGCGCGUUCAGCUGCCCGCCAACUUCCUGAAGAACCUGGAGGACUUCCAAAUCUCGCCCAAUGGCAAGCAAGGAAUCGUGUCCAAAGGUGAUGAGAACAUUAACGUGCUAGACCUUCACAGCGGCAAGAUGAGGCUGGUCCACGCCGCCGGUAUAAUCUGGCGUCAGAAAUUAUCACGGGACGGCCGCUACUUGGUGUACGUCUGCUUCCGUAACUGCGACGAGGACGACGACGCCGGCGUGGUGUCCAACCUGAUCGUGAUGCGGCUCGCCGACGGGAAGAGCAUCGGCACCUGCUCCUUGUACAAGACCCCUACUUUCCUUUCGCUCUCCCAGAGAGCUCUGAACAUCAUCAUCGGCUUCGAGGACGGCAGCAUCGGCACGUACACCGUGGUGGACCGUGUGGACGCCGCGCUCAAGAUCAAAAUCGCCACGUCCAACAGCCGGCAGAUUGUUAACAACGCUUCCCAGAAGGUCCGUCCCAAGUGCGGCAAUCAUUCCUUCAAGACCAUCGCCGACUGCAUUUGGAGGGAAUCCACCGAGGUUUUCUCCAGGGACAGUCCGAUCAAUGUGUCCGACUCCGGUGAAGGUGAGUCUACUACUCCCACGAAAAAAUCCGAGCUGCUGCAGUGA
Nerophis lumbriciformis (worm pipefish) is the source of this 5235-nucleotide messenger RNA. The record is from RefSeq and is a predicted model, not a curated record. Lineage: Eukaryota; Metazoa; Chordata; Actinopteri; Syngnathiformes; Syngnathidae.